Messenger RNA from Periconia digitata, 1108 nucleotides. NCBI's taxonomy places the organism in Eukaryota, Fungi, Ascomycota, Dothideomycetes, Pleosporales, Periconiaceae. The record is from the annotation of a GenBank genome assembly.
CAAUCGGCUGAUCAUGUUGGCGGAAGUGAAUCAUCAGGCCCACUCCCAAAGCAGUAAAAGGUACGCCAAAGUAGAGAGCGAUCCAUUUGAACCUGCCACUGAGACGGAUGGCGAUGCCCACGACGAUGGAGAACAAACAGGAGCCGACAGUGUAUAUGUGAACGACAUAAGUCGCUUCAGUGAUCGAAAGACCAUUGACGACCUGGAGGAAGGAACUGAAGUAACAGUUCCACAGGGUGAAACUGAUGAAAAGAACAGUUGCAAGGACAAUGGCACCCACAACAGUUCUGUUCAGCAGGCUGUAGGGGAUGAAGGUCUUCGGGGCAAUGCACUUUUCGUACAAGGCAAAUGCGAUGAGCAUUAGGAUUCCGAUCACCAAGAAUGUGAUAAUCAUCGGCGAAUGCCACUUUUUCGGCUCAAAAGACCACAGGCUGAAGGGGAGGAGAAAGAACACCAACCCAGAAAGGAGGAGUAAAAGACCUCCAGCGUCGAACUCAAUCAGAUAGUACCGGACUGCUUCGAGAAAUGUCGAUUCGCGCUUAACCGGAACGAUGAUGCCGGCUUUGACUGCCUUUCUAUAGUUGAACAUGAACAGCGCAAAGAGCGGGAUCGAGGCAGCAACUGUGAUUAUAGCAAAAGCACCGUAGCACCAUCUCCAUCCUGGACCGUUGAGGAAGCGGGUGGAAAGAGGUCCAGAAAUCCAAGCAGUUAUGAUAUAUGGACUGUUGACGUAGGCGAACAUGAAACCGCGGUUCUGCAGUGAAGAGGUGUCGGCGAUGAAGACCCCAAUGGUGUAGUACAUGGAGUUGUAUCCGAGCCAGUAGAAGAUCUGCGCUGCAGCGUAGACAUGUACACUGGUACACACGGCCAUAAGGGUGAGACCCAGGACAAGGAAUCCGACAGAGAUGGCAAACCCAUGGGGUCGGCCAAAGAUGUCCAGUAUCUUGGCUAGUGGAAGCUUUAGAACGCCGCCGAUGAUUCCGGACAUGACGCCCGUGUACGCGGUCAACGAGUGCUGGGCGAAAGAGCUGGUAACGUAAGGCACUAGAGCACUGGAUAUUCCCUGCUGGGUAGUAUCGAUGAAGGUAACGAGCCACAUCCUUCGCAU